Molecule: messenger RNA, 6358 nt
Organism: Lepisosteus oculatus (spotted gar)
Lineage: Eukaryota; Metazoa; Chordata; Actinopteri; Semionotiformes; Lepisosteidae
Source: RefSeq, a predicted model, not a curated record
GGUUGGCACUAUUGUAAUACUGGGUUUUAGAUAUUACUUUACAGGAUUUUAGUUAUUGUAUAAAAUGGCAGGAGAAUCGGCAGUUAAAGUUUGUGUGAGGGUUCGUCCGCUAAUUCAGAGGGAAGAAGCUGAGGUGUCAAAUGUAGAGUCUGUGCCAAUAUAUUGGAAAACCGAUCAACAGACUGUUUACCAGGUUGAUGGCCCGAAAACGUUCAGCUUUGACAGAGUCUUUAAUGUCAACGAAUCAACGUCUCAGGUUUACGAUGAAGUUGCCAAGCCUCUCGUCAUUUCUGCUAUCAAAGGCUACAAUGGCACUAUCUUUGCAUAUGGGCAAACCUCUUCAGGAAAGACUUUCACAAUGAUGGGCAGUAAUGAGUCUCUGGGAGUAAUACCUCUGGCAAUCCAUGACAUAUUUGAAACCAUUGCACAGUCUCAAAACAUGGAGUUUCUGCUGCGUGUGUCCUACAUGGAAAUCUACAACGAGACAGUUACAGACCUGCUGGUUGACAGUACCAAGAGGAAACCUCUGGAAAUCCGAGAAGGGAUCAAUAGAACUGUUUAUGUAGCAGAUCUUACCGAAGAAGUUGUCGUAUCAGCUAGUCAAGUCCUGGAAUGGAUUAAGAAGGGAGAAAAAAAUCGACAUUAUGGGGACACCAAAAUGAAUCAACGAAGUAGCCGGUCCCAUACUAUUUUCAGAAUGAUUUUGGAGAGCCGUGAACGGAGCGAUCCCUCUAGUGGGGAAAUUGCAGAUCAGGCAGUCAUGGUUUCCCAUCUGAAUUUGGUGGACUUGGCAGGCAGUGAAAGAGCCAGCCAGACAGGGGCUGAAGGCUUGCGAUUGAAAGAAGGGUGCAACAUAAAUCGCAGCUUAUUUACUCUGGGCCAGGUUAUCAAAAAACUGACUGAUGGUAAUGGUGGGGGUUUUACCAAUUACAGGGACAGUAAACUCACCAGGAUUCUGCAGAACUCUCUUGGUGGUAAUGCCAAGACUGUGAUUAUUUGCACCAUUACUCCAGCCACAGUGGAAGAAACCCUCAGCACUCUUCAGUUUGCCAGUACAGCUAAGCACAUGAAAAAUGAUCCACAUGUUAACGAGGUGCUGGAUGAUGGAGCACUGAUGAGGAGAUACAGAAAUGAAAUUGUGGAUCUGAAAAGACGUCUGGAAGAGGUUUCUUCUGAGACACGAAUGCAAGCAACCGAGAAGGAAGUCCUGGCCCAGCUGCUGCAGGAAAAAGACCAGCUUCAGAAGGAGCAGGAGGACAGAAUUAGGAACUUGACAAAGAUCGUCAUUACCUCUUCCAGUUUUGCCAUCAAUGAUGUAAAGAUCCGGAGCAAGAGGAGGAUGACAUGGGGUGGAAAACUGCUGCGAGGAAGGCAGUCCGAAGGCUUUCAUUUCGGAGACAUUGGCUUUCUUGAACACGCCACCAAAAGAAAGAAAUCGGACUUAUCUGCAUUAAUAGAACCAGAUGACACAUUAGACAUUGAGGGAGAGGACGUGUGGCAACAUAACAUUGAAGAUUUCCCCUUUGACGUGGAGAUGAACAUGAGCAACGUGUCUGUGCGCAGGAGCAGGGUUGUACAGUCCACGGUUUCCGAUGUUUCGGCAUCCACUCCAAAUAGUUUGUCUUCUCAGAUCCAGCUGAGCGAAGUGAAGGAAAGGAUCGCGGGUUUGGAGGAGGAGCUGCAGAAGAAGAUCCGGGAGACGUGGGAAGCCGUGGAAAAGCAGAACGCAGCGGAGAAGCGGGUGUCCGAGCUGGAGGAGGCCUUGAAGGCGCAGGACCCCCGGGGUGAAGGGAGCCAUGUGGAGGGCUGCCGCGAGGCUCUUUGUAAAAUGUACGAAAAGGAUUUUAGAGACACUAUUCAGCUCUGUGAGACUCUGGUGGCUGAGAAGGAGGAGCUGAGUGCAAAGCUGAACUUGCUGAAGGAGGAGCUGGACGCUUUGUGGAAGGAAAAGGAAGGGCUGCAGCAGGAGAAAGUGCGCCUUCAGCAGGAGAUCAUUGAGAAGGAAGAGCAGCACGAGUUCAACAUUUUAGAGCAGGAGGUGCACAAGCAGUCUGAGACUGAGUUAGCGAAAGAAAUCACCAGCUUAAAGAUGGAGCUAGAGAAUUCUGGUGUGUGCAUCCAAAAUCUGAAGGCUGAGUUGGAGGCAAAAUCCAAUGAACUGCAAAACAAAGAGGAGUGGAUUGCAGAACUUGAGAAUAUGGGCGGCAAGGACUUAACGGAGCAGAUCCGGAACCUGAAGCACUCUCUCGGCGAUGCGGAGGCAGUGAGCCGCGACACGAAGAAGGAGUGGGCCUUCCUGCGCAGUGAGAACCUGGCGCUGAAGGAGAGGGAGAACGACAUGGCAGCCAGGUAUAAGCAGAUGGAGGUGGAGGUGAACCAGCUGCGCAGCCAACUGGAGUCGGAGAAGAUGCGCUUUAAAAGGAUGGAGACGGACCUGCAGAAAGAGCUCCUGAUGGCUUUUGAAGAAAACGCCAAGCUGAACACCCUUCUGGAUGGGAAAGUCCCCAAAAAUCUCAUUGAGCGUUUAGAUCUGGAGAAAAGCGUUGCAGAGCUCAAGAAAGAGCUGGAAAAAUCCCAGGAAGGGGAGAGAGCCUUGCAAACCGAAGUUAAUUCUCUCUCUGCUCUCAAGAACCUUCCUGACAAGGUGGAUGACUUGAUGAAACAGGUGUGUGACGUCUCUAAUGAGUUAUGUGUCACCCGGGUGGAACGGGACGACCUGCUCUCUGCAAAAGUGGAAAGAGAUGAGGAAAUCCAGAGGCUGACAGAAGCUGUGCAGCAAGUAACCGAAGACCUGAGGGAAACGCAAACAAAGCUAAGUGAGGCAGACCAGAAGAUGGCAAAUCUGUCCGAACAGCACAGCGCAGUGCAGGCACAGUAUGUGGAGGUUGCUGAAGACUGUGAGAAGCUCAAAACUGAAUUGGAGAGCUCGUCUAUAGAAAAACAGCAAUGUCUAAAUGGAAUGGAAGACCUGAAACUGCAGGUUUUAAAUGUAUCGGAAGAGCUGCAGUUGGUGAGCAGCGAGCGGGAUUCUCUCCUGUUUGAGAAGGGAGACUCGACUCAGAGAACUGAGGCUGACCUGCAGGAGCUGAGGACCCACGUCGCCUCCCUCACUCAGGAGAGAGAGCAGCUGCAGGAAAUCCUGGAGUCGGUCCGGGCGGAGAAGAGCCAGCUGAAGGCCGACCUGGAGGAGAAGAUGGUGGAGACCCAGGAAGAGCUCAGGCAGCAGCAGCAGCUCAUCUCUGACCUGAAGACCCAGAGGGAGGAGAGAGAAACUCAACUGGAGCAGCAGGUGAAUGAGUUGAGUGAGCAGCUGAAGUUGGUGAGCAGUGAGAGCGAGACACUCCUGUCUGAGAGGAGGGAUUCGACUCGGAGAACUGAGGCAGAACUGGAGGAGCUGAGGACCCACAUCACCUCCCUCACUCAGGAGAGAGAGCAGCUGCAGGAAACCCUGGAGUCAGUCCGGGCUGAGAAGAGCCAGCUGCAGGCCGAGCUGGAGGAGAAGAUACAUAAAUUGAAUGAGGAACUGAAGUUGAUGAGCAGUCAGCAUGACACUCUCCUGUCCGAGAGCAGAAACUCAACUCGGAGAACCGGGGCUGAACUGGAGGAGCUGAGGACCCACAUCACCUCCCUCACUCAGGAGAGAGAGCAGCUGCAGGAAACCCUGGAGUCAGUCCGGGCGGAGAAGAGCCAGCUGCAGGCCGACCUGGAGGAGAAUAUAUCGGUGGCUGUAGAGACUCAAGCUGAACUUUGCCGUGCUCAGGAUGAGCUGAGAACUCAGCAGGAGCUGAUCUCUGACCUCAAGACUCAGAGAACUAAGAGAGAAACUCAACUGGACCUCAAGGUGAAUGAGUUGAGUGAGCAGCUGCAGUUGGUGAACAGCGAGCGAGAUUCUCUCCUGUUGGAGAAGAGAGAUUCGACUCAGAGAACCGAGUCUGACUUGCAGGAGCUGAGGACCCACAUCGACUCCCUCACGCAGGAGAGAGAGCAGCUGCAGGAAACCCUGGAGUCAGUCCGGGCUGAGAAGAGCCAGCUCAACUCACUGGAAGAUGCUGUAUCCAAAUUGCAGAUAGAAUUACACCAAGUCCAGGAUGAGCUGAACAAGAAGGAGCAGGAAGCUGAGGAGCUCAAAGGCCUGGUAGCAGAUAAAGAAGUCCAGUUAAACUCCAUGCAAGAGUCUCUGUCUGCAAAGGUGUCCGUGUUCCAGCAGCUCGUGCAGGGCCAGGAGCGCGCGCUGGAGGAGAGAGACUGCAGCCUGGCAGAGCUGCAGGGCAAGGUGGCGGCUCUGGCUCAGGAGAGGCAGCAGCUGCGGGGGAGCCUGGAGCACCUCAGGGAGCAGCUCGAGAGCCAGACUGAGCAACACCAGGCUCUGAUUGCCGAAUUUGAGCUGCAGUCACAAGCGUCUGUCAGUGAGGACCAGAGGCAGUCUCAGCGCCUUAAGGAAUCAGAAGAACAAUAUCAGGAAUGUCUGAAGAGAUUUCAGCUGCAGAUUGACCAGUUUAAGAGCUGUGCAAAGAACAUCAGUGCUCUGCUAAAUAAGGACACGACCUCUCAGAGCAAGCUGGUGCGUCAGUUUGUCUCCUCCCUGCCUGCAGAGCAGAGCAAAUCCAUGCUAAAGCUAAAUUCCGGCAUCAGUAAAAUAAAUACAGAUCUUGUCCUUCGUCUGAGACAACAAGCGUGUGUGUACUCCAGUAUUGCUGAAAUACACAAAGAUCACUUUGAGGCAGCUCUCCAGCACAGCAUUGCCAGCUUUGAAGAGCGCAAGCUUCAUGACCUGCUGAUCCAGAGGAUACAGAGGGCCUCAGGCAGCAGCUCCGAACACGUCAGCCAGCAAGCACAGAGGGUGUCGGAUCUCCUGGAGGAGAGGCAGAGACGGGUGCAGGAAAUGACUGAGAUUUUGGCAGAGCUGGAAGAUGGGUUAUCUUGUCACGCUACCAGUCGAGCACAAGAGCAUCCGAUCCAGGAGGAAAUCAACAGGACUCUGAAAGCGCUGUGUGCUGCCCCUACAGCUGGGUUUGUAGAGCUGGAACAGGUCCUGCAGAAGGAGAAUACCAGGAUGACUGAGAAACUUCAACAAACAACACGGGUCUUAGAGGGCCUAAAAGCAAAAUACUAUGAUAUUAAGGAGAGAUGCCAAGCCCUCCUUGCUAAGUCAACAGCAGAGCUUAAGGAGCAGAGGGACAGGAGUCAAACUCUGCUGGUGGAAUUGGACGAUGGGUCUCCCAAAAAAGGGUCCGAAGUGCUGCAGGAGAAUCUCCUGCUGCUGGAAAGACUUGAAGGGAGUGAAAAGGAAAUAAAGACAAUGCAGCUGAAAAUAAAGAAGCUGGAGGGAUCCCUGGCUGACGCAGAAGCCAAAGCCGCAGAUCGGAAGAGAGCCGCAGACGGGAUGCAGAUGGAGCUGCAGAAGCUCGUGGCCCAGGUGAAGGAGAGAGACGAGUCCAUCUCGACCUUGAGACGCAGCCUGAGCGAGCUGGAGAAAAGGGCAGAGAAAGGAGCGUCUCCAUAUAUAGAAGAGCUGGAAACCCUGAGGAGUAAACUUGUUAAAAUGGAGAUGGAAAGGACGGGGCUGUUGAAGAAACAAGAGCAAACGGUGGCUGCAAUGACGGCAGCCCUGGAGCACCGAGAUGAGUCUCUCAGGAAGCUCAAGGAAACUCUUCGGAAAUCCCAGCAGGAUCAAGAGGCCUCAUUUGUCGCUGAUGAAAAACCCCAUACCAAGGCUCCAGUCACAUGUGGUGGGGGAAGUGGGAUUGUCCAAAGUACCAUGAUGCUCAUGAUCAAGGCUGAGAAAGCCAAGCUAGAAGCAGAAGUCCACCAGCAGAAAAAGAAAAUUGGCCAAAUGGAAAGUGUGGUGUCCAGUCUGCAGGCUGAGGCGUCCAAAUGGAAGGGAAGGGCAAGGAAACUGAAGGAAACGUCGGGGCUGAAAGGCUCUUUGUCCGAGAUGGAGACGCUCUGUGAUAACCAGCCCAAUGUGUCUCCACGCACGCCUACUAAGAGACGGCAGGUCACCUCUGAGGGCUUCAUCCUGGACUCGCCCAAGAGCAAAUUCUUUGACUCCCGGUCGGGGUCCUUGUCCGUCGCCUGUCCAAAGCAAUUUUUUGACAACUCCACUUUAGGAACAAUCCCAGAUGUGAACCCAACAGCUGAGCCCAACAGUGAGGGAGACUGGUGGUCACUAGCUCCUCAGAAGGAUGGAGCUGAAAACUGCAAAACACAAUAAAAUGCUGAGAAAGAUGUUUAGAUUUCUAAUAAACUUGUACAUUUUACUUUUGCUUAAAUAGAAACAAACCAUCUCUACAACAGAUUUUACAUGUUUGUAUGUGUUAUUUUAUUAAACCUAUAUGUGUUUGUAUUAAACCUUUUG